AAACUAACCCUUUAAGCUUCCAUUUACUAAAUUUGAUGUGCUUUAUACUUGUGCAUUGAUCAGUGUCGUACGUGAAUAAAAGUCUAAAUGAAAUCUGUUCAUCAUAUAAAACAAUCGUAUAUCUUUAGAAGUCUUGGAUUAAAUCACUCACUUCAUUACUGAAUAUUAAUGUCUUUAUAAAUGUUUUGAAGCUUGAAAAUUUUGGUUGCAUGGAUCUUGAUGGACAAAAAUGAUGAGAAAAUAGUUAAUUGCAUCUGUGUUCCAAAGAUGAAUGAAAGACUUACGAGUUUGGGAAACACAUGAGGGUGAGUAAAUGAAGACAGAUGUUCCUAUAUGUGUAAACUGCACUACUUUUUCAUUGGAUGCAUGUGCUGUGAAUUCAGCUAGCUGCUGAAACCAGAGAUGGUUUUGCACUCUCUGCAGUAGCCUAGAUCUCUGUUACUCAGAUAGCCUGCUCUGGUUUCAGCCUAUCUAUUGAAUACAAGCACCAAACUUUCUGCACUCAGAGGCCCGGCCACAGCAGACUUUACAUUCAGAGCUGUGAUUGCUCUCUGGGGGCUAUUGAUUUCUUGCAUUAUUCAUUAGGAAUACAUUUACUUUUGAAUUUACAUAAUUAGCUUUGAGUGUAACAGUUAAAACCUACCGACGGGAACUGACAUCAGCCUAAUUUGUUCAAAGAUGACUUUUGCAUUAUAUUCGGAAUUUAUAAGUGAGUUUAAGGGCUUAGCAGCAGGAUUAAGUGCGAUCUGUCAGCGAGGCAGGUCUAAUGAGCAUCUCGCAUCACCAAAUCCCUUAAACACAACAAAGGCCGCAGCUGAGCUUCCAUAGUGAUGUUGUUUGGACUUGGAUAAAGUGUCACUCUGUGGUUUCAUGUGGCUGUUUGUAGAUUCAAUACUAUGAACAAUGUGGGAAUCCAAGCCUAUGGGAGCAGAUGCGAUUUUCACAGCGGCGGUGACCUGCCCAACAUUCGCUGUACUUUGAUCCACCAGAAUCAGGCUGAACACCUGCCCACCUUUCAACCUGUGUGCCAGAGCAUUGGUCAGGGAAGCAUGAAAGAGGAAACCUGCUCUUCUCCACUCAGACUUCCACCCAUCUUGAGGAAACCGUUAAGCAUCACUGGACUCUAUAUUCCAAGGGACAACAGGGUGUACCCAAAAAGGCAUCAUAAAGAGCAAAGCAAACAGGCUUAUAGAAAGAUGACUUUCAGUUAUCAGAAUGAACAUAUCCCUGCAGUCAUUAGGGGACAUCAACACUUCGGCUUCGGAGGAUCUGUGUUGCCUGAGUCUGUUAUCAUUGAGCAAUAUUAUGACCUCACCCUAACCAAGAAGAGUAAUGUCCGACUGAAUGACCAGCUGGUUCCCAAACCCACGGACAUUGACAUGAGUAAGAAGAUGAUUAAAGUUGAUAUUCCGAGGGAACAUCCUUACAGCUCCCACAUCCCCCGGUAUCCUGCUAUAUUUCCAUCAUACCGAUCCCCACCAGUCCAGCCCUCCAGUGCUUCUGCUCCUGUAGUUGUGUGGCGGCAUCAUCAAAGGAGCAAAUAAACAUAAAAGCUGUAUAACAAAAAAAUGUUAUGUAUUAAAACAUUUUGUGGACAAAA
Ctenopharyngodon idella (grass carp) is the source of this 1600-nucleotide messenger RNA. RefSeq lists its product as uncharacterized. Bases 897 to 1544 code for a protein of 215 amino acids. The record is from RefSeq and is a predicted model, not a curated record. NCBI's taxonomy places the organism in Eukaryota, Metazoa, Chordata, Actinopteri, Cypriniformes, Xenocyprididae. The transcript is spliced from 5 exons. Gene Ontology annotation, cellular component: centrosome.